Didymella exigua CBS 183.55 is the source of this 2097-nucleotide messenger RNA. Its product is annotated as purine-cytosine permease. Lineage: Eukaryota; Fungi; Ascomycota; Dothideomycetes; Pleosporales; Didymellaceae. Gene Ontology annotation, molecular function: transmembrane transporter activity. The transcript has 4 exons. The coding region runs from base 313 to 1845 and encodes 510 amino acids. The record is from RefSeq and is a predicted model, not a curated record. Gene Ontology annotation, cellular component: plasma membrane; fungal-type vacuole membrane. Gene Ontology annotation, biological process: transmembrane transport.
CGUCCACCUCCCCUGCUUGACGAGAUACGGCUAGGCUUAUCACGCCUCGCCUAGAGUCCCUGUGCGAAGUCUGGUGUACGGGACUAACGGCGUGUACGUCAAAGGCCCCAUAUCUAGCCCUCGUCCGAGUUUCGCAGCCUGCUCCUAGAAAUUACACUCGAAUGUCGUUCUCUCUGUCAGGCAGCUAUUGACGCACGAAGUGGAUGAACUCCAAACCUCAGGAUCUUUCUGCACUGUUCCCGACCUGACCAGCAACCCGGCUAUCGACCGCUCUACGCGACCAGCCUCAGGAUGGGGUUCUAUGAUUCCAACAUGACCGACAUGGAGAAGCAGGACGGUCUCAGCACCGGGUCGCAUGUCAGCCAUGGUGCCGUUCCCGGAGAGACUUUUUUGCAAGGAGAUUCGACCUACGCGAAGGUUCAGCGACUCGCAGCGCGAUUCAAUGUCGAGCAGCGCGGCAUCGAGAGGGUACCAGAGGACGAGAGAGACGACACCUCUCUGUUGAAUGUUGGCACCAUGUGGCUUUCCGCCAAUAUGGUAGUAUCGUCUUUCGCGAUCGGCCUUCUCGCGCAAUCGCUCUUCUUUCUCGGAUUCACGGAUGCUUGUCUGGUGUGCUUGUUCUUCAACCUCAUUGGGAUCAUCCCCGUGUGUUACUUCUCCACUUUCGGGCCACGCUUUGGAUUGCGACAAAUGGUUCUGUCGCGUUACUGGUUCGGCUGGUAUGGAGUCAAGAUCAUCGCGGUGUUCAACGUCCUUGCCUGCCUUGGCUGGUCGGCAGUGAACUCGAUCGUCGGUGCCCAGCUGAUCCAUGCUGUCAACAAUGAUGUCCCAGGCUAUGCUGGUAUUAUUAUCAUCGCCUUCUGCACGCUGCUCGUAACCUUCUUCGGCUACAAGAUCGUCCACGCCUACGAAUUUUGGUCCUGGAUCCCCACCACUAUCGUCUUUCUCAUCGUCCUCGGCGUCUUCGCUCAUUCUGGAGACUUUGUCAACAUCCCGAUGGGUGUGGGCGUCAGCGAAAUGGGAAGUGUCCUCAGCUUUGGAAGCGUUGUCUACGGUUUUGCGACAGGAUGGACCAGCUACGCAGCAGACUACACAGUCUACCAACCCCGCAAUCAGUCCAGGACGAAGGUCUUCUUUGCUGUCUGGAUUGGCCUCAUCAUUCCUCUGCUUUUUACUGAGAUGCUGGGCAUUGCCGUUAUGACCGCCACUACGCUCAAUGACGGCAAGAACAAGUACGCAGAUGGAUAUGCAGCUUCUGGAACUGGCGGCCUUCUCGCUGCAGUACUCUUCGGACCCCUAGGCGGCUUCGGCAAGUUCUGCAUUGUCAUCCUCGCCUUGAGCAUCAUCGCCAACAACUGUCCCAAUAUCUACUCCGUUGGUCUGACAAUCCAAGUACUGGGCGGGAAAUGGACAGAGCGCGUGCCGCGCUUUGUUUGGACUGCUGUAGGUACCGGCGUCUACAUUGCAAUCGCCAUCCCCGGAUACUCGCAUUUCGAGACCGUACUCGACAACUUCAUGAACUUCAUUGGCUACUGGCUCGCAAUCUACGAAGGCAUUGCUUUCAGCGACCACUUCAUCUACAAAUGCAGCAUGAACGCAUACGACCCAGCUUUAUACGACCAGUCCUCGAAGCUUCCGCCCGGCUUUGCAGCGAUUUUUGCAUUCUGCUGUGGCAUUGCUGGCAUGGUCACAGGUAUGAGUCAAGUCUGGUGGGUGGGACCCAUUGCGUUGAAGGCGGGAGAAGCGCCGUAUGGUGGUGAUGUGGGGUUUGAGCUGGGAUUUGCUUUCGCGUUUGUAAGCUACACUGUGGCGAGGAGGUUCGAAUUGAAGUACUUCGGACGGUAGGGCUUGUAUGCUACCCACUGGGGUCAGCCGUAAUGCACGGAUGUCUGGGCGGAAGUUCUUUUGAUCCCUGUAGUGGGGUCCUGUAGAAACGGUGGACUCAUCCGUUAUUGAGGCCAGCAUCGCUUGCAAUACAUGUGAAACAUUUGCACAGACGAUACUCGUCGGGAUGUGAAAGUAUAUCGGAGACGACUGUUCCUCAAGGAGUGUGAUUCGGAGGAAUAACUACAUACAGCGGAGAUUAGCCUGAGUUCU